Exaiptasia diaphana is the source of this 1350-nucleotide messenger RNA. RefSeq names its product autophagy protein 5. The transcript is spliced from 8 exons. Bases 1 to 819 code for a protein of 272 amino acids. Gene Ontology annotation, cellular component: phagophore assembly site membrane; Atg12-Atg5-Atg16 complex; cytoplasm. The record is from RefSeq and is a predicted model, not a curated record. NCBI's taxonomy places the organism in Eukaryota, Metazoa, Cnidaria, Anthozoa, Actiniaria, Aiptasiidae. Gene Ontology annotation, biological process: C-terminal protein lipidation; autophagy of mitochondrion; autophagosome assembly.
AUGGCGGACGACAGGGAAGUUUUGCGAGAGAUUUGGGACGGCAGAAUUCCUGUUUGUUUCAAUCUAAGCUCAGAAGAAAUAGCGACAGUGGAGCAACCAGAACCUUACUAUUUAUUAGUGCCUAGACUCAGCUACCUGAUGCUAGUGACUGACAAGAUUCAAAGACAUUUCCAAAGAGCUGUCAAUCAAGACAACGUUGAUGAGAUGUGGUUUGAAUAUGAUGGUCAGCCUUUAAAGUGGCAUUAUCCUAUUGGUGUUCUAUUUGAUCUUCAUGGAUCAUCUGCAUCUUUGCCAUGGAAUCUAACUGUUCAUUUCCAGAAGUUUCCAAAGGAUGAGCUGAUUAGAUGCCCUGGGAAGGAGGCAGUUGAAUCUCACUUUAUGUCAGCUGUAAAAGAGGCUGACAGUUUUAAACACAGAUCCCAGRUUAUCAAUUCCAUGCAGAAGAAGGAUCACAAACAGCUUUGGCUUGGUCUUUGUAAUGAUAAAUUUGAGCAGUUCUGGGCUGUGAAUCGACGUCUUAUGGAACGAACAGGUGAAGAUCCAUACUUCAAAUACAUUCCKUUUAGAAUUCACCAGAUUGACAAACCAUUCCGACAACAUUUGUUUAGACCGAUAGCAGAUAAUGGCGAGCAAACGACUCUGGGUGACCUGCUGAAAGCAAGUGUACCAAAUCUCUUGUCUGGAAAUGACCUGGACAGUCAAUGGCGAGUUGUCAUUCACGGCAUCGAACCACCUCUAGAGACCCCAACACAGUGGUUAAGCGAACAUCUYAGCUAUCCAGAUAAUUUCUUACAUAUUAUCAUUGUUUCCAAUCUAUAACUCCCUAUCGAGAUGAAUAAUUCAAUAAUUUGAUAAUUUACUAUUUUACAAGCAAGCAAGUUCUUUGAUUCCCACAUUGACAGAAGAGGCAAUGAUCAUACAUGUAUCUUUAAAUUGAGGAUUUUACCGAAAUUCAAAGUUUGAGAGGUUUUGGUAUUCAAUGCCUUAUUAAAUUCACAAACUAUUAUUACAACAAACUAUUACAGUURCUUUGCCUAGAGACGAUGGGAAGCAAGAUGUAGAAAAGCAAAAUUCAAAUGAAAAAGGAAAUCGCCGACUUGCGAAUUUUGCCUCGGUAGUCACACACAAAGGAAUCAAGACGAGAYGCCGUGCAUAAGGCUCGAUCAUUCGCCUCGUCUUGAUUCUUUUGUGCUUGACUACUGAGKCAGUCGCAAAUYGGCUAUUUCAGCGCGAUAUCCUAUAAUAUUAUACCGACCAAGAAGUAGUUCUUUCUCGACGAAAAACUUUUAUUAUGUAUUGUCUUAACCAGUACUUACUAUAAAAUCUCAAUAAAACUUGUACGUUUUUGCA